Molecule: messenger RNA, 1154 nt
Organism: Impatiens glandulifera
Lineage: Eukaryota; Viridiplantae; Streptophyta; Magnoliopsida; Ericales; Balsaminaceae
Product: putative clathrin assembly protein At4g40080
Exons: 1
Coding region: 44-1123 (359 amino acids)
Biological process (GO): clathrin coat assembly; clathrin-dependent endocytosis; vesicle budding from membrane
Cellular component (GO): clathrin-coated pit; clathrin-coated vesicle
Molecular function (GO): 1-phosphatidylinositol binding; clathrin heavy chain binding; phosphatidylinositol-4,5-bisphosphate binding
Source: RefSeq, a predicted model, not a curated record
UCUUUAAGAAGAAGAAGAAAAAGAGGCGGCGCCGGUGGUACGGAUGGGAAGAAGAAAGAGUCUCCGGGAAGUGGUGGGGCUGAUCAAAGACAAAGCCUCACAGUCCAAAGCUUUAUUCUCCAAUCCAACCACACUCCCCCUCCAUCUUGCCGUCCUACGCGCCACCGCACAUUCUCCUCACGCGCCGCCGCAAGAACAACACAUAUUGGACCUCCUUUUACUAGGAGAUUCCUCACGCGCCACCGCCUCUGCCCUGAUCAAAUCUCUCAUGAACCGGCUCCAUCACACCAGCAACGCCGCCGUUGCUCUUAAGUGCCUAAUCAUAAUCCACCAUAUCAUCAAACGAGGCCCUUUCAUUCUCCAGGACCAACUCUCUAUCUUUCCGGCAACCGGCGGCAGAAAUUAUCUCAAUCUCUCCGCCUUCCACGACGGAUCCACACCCUCUGCUUGGAUAUUCUCCAAUUGGGUUCGUUAUUACGCCCGUUAUCUCGAAACCCUCCUUUCAACUUCGAGAAAUUUGGGUUUUUUUCUCGGGUCGUAUUCUUCGACGGUGGAGAAAGAUCGGCAAGAAGAGAGAUUGUCUUCGUUUGUGAACAGAGAUUUAAUACGAGAAAUUGAUUCACUUGUUGGAUUGAUGGAAGAUAUUUGCAAGAUACCUGAUAAUCUCCACGUUAAAGGGGUGGAAUUACUUCUAGGAAUCACUGGAUUUAUCGGCGGCGAUUAUUUGUCGGUGGUGAAGGAGACUGUUCUUCGAGUAAUCGAGUUCAAGGAAAGAGUGGGUAGUAUGAGUUUCGGACAAUCCGUGGAAUUAACGUGCGCUUUGAAGCGAUUGGAAGAUUGUCGAGAAAGAAUGGAGAAGGUAAUUAUGAUUCCUGUGAGGAAACUGUCGAUGGAGACGUUAUGGGUUUUGACUGAAGAAUUGAAGGAGAUAAUGGUGGGUUUUGACGGCGGCGGAGGAGGAGGAAAGGAAGGGAGGAAGAUUGAUCGAGAAAAGAUGAUGAGGACUGAGUCGGCUCGGUUGGAGAACCGGUUCUUGGAUCGGGAUAACGCGGUUAAGUUCAACUCAACAAGGUUCGGUGACUCAGUCAAAGUUUCUUCAAAUGGUUUCAAUUUUCUAUUAUGAACAUAUGACCUAUAUAUAUAUAUAUAUAUGU